AUGGAGACUCUGCUCAGAACCCACCGCAGCGUCGAGCUGCUCCACCAGAUGCAGGGCCUGCCGGAGAGGCGGCGAACUCACGGCGGCGCCCGCGUGACCGCCGGGGGCUGGUCUAAGAGGGUCUGCGCCAUCGCCAGCCGCGGCGCCCUCCUGGAGCUCCUGCCGGAGAUGAAGAAGGAGAAGCUCGACUUCGAGCUCCCCAAAUACGACCACUCCAUGGGCAAGACCCUCGACCUCGCCGUCGUCGGCGGCGGCCCAGCGGGCCUCGCGGUGGCGCAGCUGGUCGCCGAGCAGGGCCUCUCCGUCUGCUGCAUCGACCCUUCUCCGCAGAUCAUUUGGCCCAACAACUACGGCGUCUGGGUCGACGAGUUCGCCGCCAUGGACCUCCUGGAUUGCCUCGACACCACCUGGCCUGCCGCCGUCGUCCAUGUCGACGACGCUACCAAGAAGCUCCUCGACCGCCCCUACGCCCGCGUCAACCGGAAGCAGCUCAAGAUGAAGAUGAUGAACAGAUGCGUCUCCCAUGGCGUCACCUUCCACCAGGCCAAGGUCGUGAAGGUGACCCACGGCGAGUUCUCCUCGUCCCUCCUCUGCAGCGACGGCGCCGCCGUGGCGGCGCGCCUGGUUCUCGACGCAACCGGAUUCUCCCGCUGCCUGGUUCAGUACGACAAGCCCUACAAUCCCGGCUACCAGGUGGCCUACGGCAUCCUCGCAGAGGUGGAGGAGCACCCAUUCGAGCUCGACAAGAUGCUGUUCAUGGACUGGAGGGAUUCUCAUCUCGCAGGGAAGAAGGAACUGAAGGAGAAGAAUGGGAAGGUGCCCACCUUCCUCUACGCCAUGCCCUUCUCCUCGGAUAGGAUCUUCCUCGAGGAGACCUCCCUGGUGGCUCGCCCUGGUCUGCAAAUGGAGGACAUUCAGGAGAGGAUGGUGGCCAGGUUGAGGCAUCUGGGCAUCAGGGUGAAGAGUAUCGAGGAAGACGAAAGGUGCAUCAUCCCUAUGGGAGGGCCACUCCCUGUGCUGCCUCAGAGAGUUCUGGGCAUCGGCGGCACCGCCGGCAUGGUCCAUCCCUCCACCGGGUACAUGGUGGCGAGGACUCUGGCUGCGGCGCCGGUGGUGGCGAGCUCCAUCGUCAGCUACCUCGGCGGCGGCGGGGGGCUCGCCGGGGACGACCUCUCUGCGGCGGUGUGGAAGGAGCUCUGGCCCAUUGAGCGGCGGCGCCAGAGGGAGUUCUUCUGCUUCGGCAUGGAUAUCCUCCUGAAGCUCGAUCUGCAAGGAACCAGGAGAUUCUUUGACGCCUUCUUCGACCUGGAGCCCCGCUACUGGCACGGGUUCCUGUCUUCCAGGCUCUUUCUCCCCGAGCUCGUCUUCUUCGGGCUCUCCCUCUUCUCUCAAGCCUCCAACGUCUCCAAGCUGGAGAUCAUGGCCAAAGGUACGCUCCCCUUGGUGAACAUGAUAAAUAACUUGAUCAGAGAAAGAGAAUAG
This is a messenger RNA of Spirodela intermedia, 1482 nucleotides long. NCBI's taxonomy places the organism in Eukaryota, Viridiplantae, Streptophyta, Magnoliopsida, Alismatales, Araceae. The record is from the annotation of a GenBank genome assembly.